UUAUUUAUUUUUUUAAUGUAAGAAAAAUCCAUCCCUUUUGCCUUGCUGUGUGAUUUUUUUUUUAGCCCUAGUGCUGCUGUACGGGAGCUGGAGACUCCAGUGCAGAAUGAAGGCCCCAUGUGCCAGGUAUAAGAUAAGAGCUAAUCCCUUCUUUGAAAAAAGCAUCAUCUGCAUAAGCAAGGCAGAUGCAGGCGAGUCUCAUCCAGUCUUCUGAGCCUAGAUCUAAGCACACAGAGAGCUUAACUGAUUUCCCCACUGGCGUGUCCCAAGCUUCUGCUCCCCCAGGAUGCCUUAAUACCCCAAUCAGCUGUUCUCCAAGGUUAAAGAAAUUACUUAACCCAAAAGGGCUGGCUGGGUCCUGGAAACCAAUCAUGCAGCCCACUGUUCCUCAAUAGCCCAAGGGGAGAACAAGUCAUCCACUGCCAAAUAUUUAUCUACCAGAAUAUGAGAGUGUUGUUUCUGCUGGGGGGAAUGUGGGGGGAUUGUGCUUAAGCCUUUAAUCAUGCCAUGAGUACUGAACAUUACGUCUCAGCUAGAACAGCCACAGGCUUGGUCUUGGCCAAGAGCUGGAGAAGCCAAGAGCCAGGAUUGUCCAUCCAUGCUUUUCCAACAGGGAGCAAGGCACAACCCGCCCCAUGAGCAGCCUGCACACAGCCCCACAUUAUCUUACCCAGCAGAAACUCAGGUUGACACCAUGUAUUGCACCAUCUCUGCAGAACCCCAUGCACGAGACAGUUCAGUAAGUCACUCUGCUGAAUGUCUCCACUAAUGCAAAGAAGAUAAGCAUUUUCAUGACAUGUCCCCUUGAAUAGUAGGGCACCUGGCCCUGACCCCCAGGUCUGUCUUCAUGGGCCGGAUCCUUCUCCAACCAGCUCUGCUUUGCCAAAAGCCCAUCCAGACAAGGACCUGCCAGGGAGAGGGAGAAUUAGACCCCUCUCUUACGGAGAUGACUUGCUCAUUUGGUUGCCUCAGCGGUACGUUCAUUUGGAAAACUAUUUUUGCUCACCAUGAAUGACUAAGCACAUUGGUUUGGGUGCUGGUGGCUUUUUCCUUUUUCCGCUCUUUCUUGAAUUUAUUUAUUUUUAGGUUCCUUUGGGAAGGAAAAGAAGUGGAGCGCAGACUGGAAGCUUAGAGGACAGGAGACGGAGAUCAAGGGAGAGUGGGGAGAUGGGUUUUUCUCCUGCAAGCCUCAGGCUACCUUACUGCUUACAGGGCUUAGCAACCCACUGAGGAAUUUUAUAGGAGGGAUAGGAAGGAGCAUUCAGGAGGCUGUGGGCUUUCUCCUUCAGAAAAACACAGGGUCAAGUCCUAGCAAUUGUUUCCCAGAGAGCUGGAGAAGGCUUUCAUAUGGAAGACUUUCUCACGGGUCUUACAGCACUUGGUUAUGAUACAGCCCACAUGUCUCUAACAAGAUUACAAGAGAGUUGCUUUGGGGCAGGAAACAUCCUUCUGUUCUAUUUGUCUCAUGCUUAGCACAAAGGGAUGUGGGCCUUGACACCACAGUAAUACAGAUGACUAUUCAUAGUCACUUCAGCUUUUAUUUGAAAGGAAAGUGGUCUAGGCUUCUGGUUGAGGGCUUGCAUGCAUGACCUUGAAGGACUGCCAGAAAACUGGAGGAGUGUUAAUACAGAAUAUUGAGGGGGUUUAUUCAUUAAGCCAUUUUUUUAAAGCCUGUUGCCUGAUUUUGAAGAGUCAUAUGAAUGGUUUUAGAACUGGUGGUGCUGUAUAUAUGCUAUUGUGAUACACAGUAAUAAAUCUCUCAUCACUCACACUUCACAUCAAGAAAGAUGAUGAAUUACCAAACCAAAGAUCCAAAAGUGCUCUGCAAACUAUAGGGCUGACCUGGUACCUGGAGAAGAGGAAAAGCAGCCAUCCAACCUCCCUGAACUUUGUCUGCUGCACAGCAGGGAACGUGUCCACCUCUGUUGAUCUGACAUUCCCCUACCCCACCCUGCUGCCUCCUCUUGCCUCCUCCAGAAGCCCUCUUUGACCUUUUGCUCUGCUCAUCCUCCAUCCCUGCCUGAUGUUAGGAAGAGGAGCAGCCCUACCUACACAACUUUCCCCAGGCAAAUGAACAGCGGGCUCAUCAGUAGCUCCUAUGAUAGGCACCAAUCUGCAUCCAAGGAGUUCCGUUGCUCCUCCUGAACCAGCUCUGCACAGCUGCGAGUUGCCUGGGAUUGUCCAAGCCCUUCAGAAAAGCUGAUGGAAGCUGGCUGCAGUUCUGCCUCUCCUGCAAACCUCUUAAUCCCACAGGAGCAUCAUUCUCACCCCAGCACUGCUUCUGCUUCUUAGCAGCAUCUUGGAGAGAAACCUGGGUCUCAUCACAGGCAGCUGUGGCACUAAUAAAACACUCUUUACUUUGGCAGCACCCAGCAGCACUUCAGCAGUGAUAAAUCCUGAACCAGAUGCAAUUUGUCCUUUUCUAACCAGCACAGGUUGGUUAAAGGACAGCGGGAUUAAACCGGCCUUGUAGAGACUGGACCUUCUCCAGUCUGGGAAUGCUGUGGACGUGCAAGACGUCCCCUCGCAGCACACUGACCCACGGGGAUGAACACAGGGUGUGUGCACCUACACGGGAGCCAAACCGGCCUGUGAACAGCAGAAUAAAUUACCAUCUUUAUUCCUUAGGUUUCCACCCGGGCCCAUGGGAACAAACACGCAGCGAGUCCCCACUGCAAAGGUCUCUGUGGGUGACGCAGGGGACAGUCGGGCAGAGCAUCCCCUCCACAGGACCAGGGAAGACGCUCGGCCGGGGCCCAGAAGAUGCCCUUCUCCAGUAAGGCAUUACGAGGAUGCUUCAAGCAGGAGGUGACGUCCCCGUGGGGCUGAGACACGGAGGAGCUCUCCUGCGCAGAGCAUGUUCGGGGGAGGGAAGAGAGGAAAGGGGCUGCAGGCUGAUCUUCCCAUUCCCUAUCACCCCCCCCUGCCCACCGCUAGUCCAUGGGUGCCCUCCCUCCCCCAUCCUUCCGCAACUCCAGCGCCGAGGAAGCCGAGCCGGAGGCAGUGCUGAGCCGGAUAUGCAGCGACUCCCCGCAUCCCUCCUUGGCAGAGCGCGGUGACGCCGCGGCAGCCACCACGGAGAGGACACAGGAUCCCCCCUUGGGCCCGCCGUGCCCCUUCGAGGGGGUGGCCUGGACCCCUCGCUCCCCCCAGGGCCCCCCGCAGGGCUGCUUCGCCUGCAUCGCCAAGCCCCCGGCUCUCCGGCAAGCUUCGCCGGUCCUGUCUCCUUCUUCUGCCGUUUAUCUCAUGGAGAGCAAGAGCUGCAAAGGGGACAGCCUGCGACCGGCGGUCCCGUGCAAGCACUCGGUGGAGAAGAAGACGAUGACCAACCCCACCACUGUCAUUGAGAUCUACCCUGACACCACCGAGGUGAACGACUACUAUCUCUGGUCCAUCUUCAACUUUGUAUACCUCAAUUUCUGCUGCCUCGGCUUUAUCGCCCUGGCCUAUUCACUGAAAGUCCGGGACAAGAAACUCCUCAAUGACUUAAAUGGAGCAGUUGAAGAUGCCAAGACAGCCCGUCUUUUUAACAUCACCAGCUCAGCCCUUGCCACUUUCUGUAUCAUCCUUAUCUUCAUCUUCCUGCGAUACCCCCUCACUGAUUACUAGAGUGAGGCCAACAGCAGUGGCCGCCGCCAAAAUGCCUCUAUGCCAGAAGUGUCUGCAGUUGUUUCUUGUAGCAAGGACGCAAAAGAAUAAAAACAAUAAUCCACCUUGAUUGCAAAAAAA
Molecule: messenger RNA, 3729 nt
Organism: Neopsephotus bourkii (Bourke's parrot)
Lineage: Eukaryota; Metazoa; Chordata; Aves; Psittaciformes; Psittacidae
Gene: IFITM10
Product: interferon induced transmembrane protein 10
Exons: 4
Coding region: 2941-3609 (222 amino acids)
Cellular component (GO): plasma membrane
Source: RefSeq, a predicted model, not a curated record